AUGGACGCCACGCAAACGGCGCUCAAGAUCAAGAACAAGGGCGACCUGUACUGUCGGUGCGCGGCCCUCACGUCCUCCUCACUCGUGGACCUGACGGUGGUGUACUAUGGUGCAGUACACAGACGUGGAAGGCGACCGCUUGAAAGUUACGUUGCAGGCCGAUCCGUCAAUUUCCAAGAGAAUGUGGCGGCGCUGGUCCUCAAGGCCAUAAAGAAGCUUGUGGAGAUGCUGAAUGUACCGAUGAGCAAGGUUAAGCACGAGGGGUGGGCAGACAAGAAGCAGCAGACGGCGCAGACGGGGCUGGACCCGACAAACGAGGCGCUAAAGACGGUGUUCCAGGACGGCCGAAAAGCGGUGCAGGCAGAGCGUAUCAGUAUUCUGGAGCUGCCGGUUGACAAGCUCAUGAAGGAGACGACGGAAGGUCUGAAGUGUACGGCCGAGGGCAUUAGCGAGUUUGCCAAGGAGAUGAUGAUCGAGACUAAGAAUAUGGAGGCAAAUGAGGCGCCGCUGGCGGCUACAAGCGACAGCGACAGCGAGUGGGGGCAGGUAAUGGAACUGAAGUCGGCGUCUGUGGAGGAGACGACUGUAGUUGUCGAUCCUGUGGUGGCCAGACCGGUUGUCGUCUGCUCCGAUGCAGAAACGAGCGAGGUUGUGGACCGUCUGGAGCAGUGCGACUGUAAGGUGCUGGUGAUGGUGAAUGCUUUGAUGGAGAAGAUGCAGGCGUUGGAGGCGCUAUUUGCAGCCAAGCGUCGAGGCAGCCCAGCAGACUUGGCAAUCUCAAUCGGAGCUUUUCAAUUGUACCAGUAG
Molecule: messenger RNA, 807 nt
Organism: Peronospora matthiolae
Lineage: Eukaryota; Oomycota; Peronosporomycetes; Peronosporales; Peronosporaceae
Source: the annotation of a GenBank genome assembly